Molecule: messenger RNA, 7078 nt
Organism: Labrus bergylta (ballan wrasse)
Lineage: Eukaryota; Metazoa; Chordata; Actinopteri; Labriformes; Labridae
Product: adhesion G protein-coupled receptor B1
Biological process (GO): cell surface receptor signaling pathway; engulfment of apoptotic cell; negative regulation of angiogenesis
Cellular component (GO): plasma membrane; dendrite; postsynaptic density
Molecular function (GO): G protein-coupled receptor activity
Source: RefSeq, a predicted model, not a curated record
UGCAGUGCAAGGACCACAAGCAAGAAGACUCCGAAGCCGGGAGUAGAAGUACCAACAUUUGAUCCUGGAGCUUUGAAAGAAGAGACAAGCGAGAACAGCGUUUCUGUUUCUACGGACUGUCUGCUGGAGCUCCCAUUUUAUCCGAUUUGUCACUCCGCUAUACGCCAGUUUCUCUGGAUAUAGCAGCUAAACUAAGUUGGUAGUAAACUCUUUGGAGUUUGGUAAGAGUCACUUUAUAAUUUUCUUUGCUUGUGAGAGUGGACUGCACUGAAACUUGGGAUCGACCCGUCUGGGUUUAGGUCGGUUUUUGGACCUGACGCAUCCUUUAACGGCGAAAGUUUUGAGCAAGAGCGUCGAGUCGACGUCAAUCAGCAGCUGCUACCCGAGUACAGAGCGGAUAGACAGCCACUGACGAGACUUUAAAGAGAAGUUAACAGCUCGCUCCCCUGUGAUUCAGACAUGACAGAUUGUCUGAGGCACUAAAGUCAGAGGGAUCAAUUGAAGUCAAAAGAUCAAGAACAAGUGUAGUAACUUGCAACAAAGAGCUCAUCCAAACAACUGCAUUAAACCGCCGACCAGAGAAUAAAGAAGAACACCAUCCUAAGCCGACCCAAUGGCGUGGUCAGCUCUCAUCGGCCCCUGUGUGGCCCUCGUGCUGCUCUUCUUCGGUUUGACCUCCUGCACUCCCUCAGGCCCCGCCUCCGCCACCUGUGCCACCCUGGAACAGAGUCGCUUCUUUGGCGUUUUCUCCUCUUCAACCACCCUGCACUCGACACCAUGCUCCUGGACUCUGCAGAAUCCCGACCCUCGCCGCUACACCGUCUACAUGAAGAUCACCAAGCCCACUGAGUCCUGUGUGCCUCGCCAGAUCAGAACCUUUCAGUUUGACUCCUUCAUCGAGACCUCCCGCACCUACCUGGGUAUGGAGAGCUUCGAAGAGGUCGUGAGGAUGUGUGAUGCGUCGACCACAGUCACCUACUUGGAGUCCAGCAAGCAGUUCCUGCAGAUGCGCAGAGUGGCCCCGAGGAAUGGCCUGGAGGUCGUGGCGGAGCAUCACGAUGUCAACGAGUUCAAGGCCGAAUUCCUGGUCGUGGGGAAGAGGAACCCGAGCAUGCCCGCCUGCCAGAUGCUGUGCCAGUGGCUGGAGAAGUGUCUGUCCAGCAGCACCCAUGAUUAUCCCUGUGGCAUCAUGAACACACCCUGCCAGUGCUGGGAAGCCCCAAAGAGGAAGCCAGGAAGCUGCUACAGAGGCGGGGUCUAUGUCGAGAAAUGCCUUCCUGUUCCAAAAGACAACGGACGUGAUGCUGAAAUUAUCAAAGGCUGGGCUGGAUGGGGUCGCUGGUCUGUGUGCAGCCAGGAAUGCGGUGGUGGAGUGCAGGUGCGCAGCAGAGGCUGCCAGCCUGAGGACAGUGUGUGUGAGGGAACGGUUGAAGAAGGACGGGCCUGCAACCCUCAACUUUGCAUUGGCAAAGAGCGCAACAGGAGCCAGGGUCUGCGAGCUAUUGUUGGUUUGAGGAGAGACAGUGCAGAUGAUGCCACUCAUGGAGUUGUUGCAACCCAAACAGUAGAUGCCAAAACAGACGAGUGGUCCACCUGGAGUUCUUGUUCAGUCACCUGUGGAGAGGGCUGGCAGAGCCGUACCCGAGUCUGUGCUACUUCUCCCUUUACCACCCAGUGCACCGGACCCCUGCGUGAGAACCGGCCCUGCAACAACACAGCCGUCUGCUCUGUUGAUGGUGCUUGGGAUGAGUGGACCCCCUGGAGCCUGUGCUCCUCUACCUGUGGUCGGGGUUAUCGUGACCGUACCCGCACGUGCAAGCUGCCCCAGAAUGGAGGAGAGCCUUGCCGUGGCCCUACAAGACAAACCAAGUUCUGCAACAUCGCUGUCUGCCCAGUGGACGGAUCCUGGAAUGAGUGGUCUGCCUGGAGUGUUUGCUCUGCUUCCUGUUCCAACGGCACCAUGCAGAGGACCAGGGAGUGCAACGGGCCCUCCUAUGGGGGCUCUGAGUGCCAUGGUAGCUGGAAGGAGACCAACAACUGCUUCCUUCAAGAAUGCCCAGUUGAUGGACGCUGGCAUGCAUGGACAUCCUGGGGAAGCUGCAGCAAGACUUGUGGUGGAGGCAUACAGCAGAGACAGAGAGUGUGUGAAGGCCCUUUCUUUGGUGGAGAAGCUUGUCCCGGUGAAAAGGGAGAGCAGAAACGUUGCAAUGAGAAGAGAUGUCCUGAGCCCCAUGAGAUCUGCCCUGAACAGAACACAGGAGAUGUUGUUUGGAAGAGAACCCCUGCAGGAGAUGUGGCCGCCAUCGACUGCCCUGCUGAUGCGUCAGGAUUGAUUCUGCGCCGAUGCACCCUGGACGCUGUAGGCCUUGCCUCCUGGGAGACCCCAACUCACAUCAAGUGUGUCUCCAACAACUAUGAGAACAUUCAGACACUGUCAAGGGACUACAUCUCCAAAGCACAAACAGGGCAGAGUGUGGAUGGGAUCGCUGAGGUGAUUUCACGCCUGAGAUUCUCCUCCGAUGAAGGGGCCAGGUACAGUGGUGACCUCUUGGCUGUCAUGGAAACCAUGAAGAACACCACCGAACUGUACCACGGAACCAGGCUGAGGCUGAGCAGUGCAGAUAUUGAGAACUACGUCCAGACCAUAAGCAACCUUCUGAAGGAGGAACAUCGUGACAAAUGGGAAGAGGCUCAGCUGAUGGGUGACAACAUUAAGUCGUUCCUCCGCCUCGUCGAGGACUUUGUGAACAUGAUCGGUGUGCAAAUGAGCGGCUUCCAGGACAUUUAUGAAGUCACCGAGAAUUUAGUCCUGAGCAUCCACAAGCGCCCUACAACCACAAGCUCCAACUUCACCUUCCCUGUGAAGGGCUGGAGGGGCAUGCUGGACUGGGUUCGGACCUCUGAGGAGAAGAUCUCUGUGUCUCGAGAUGCUCUGUCCGUUGAACAGACUGAUGGAAACGAUGCUUUUGUGACUGGCAUUGUCCUCUACAGAAACCUCGCCUCUUUCCUGUCCUUUCAGAGCAACACGACCCUCCUCAACUCCAAGGUCGUAUCAGUCAUCGUCUCGCCAAACCCAACCCUCCUGUCGUCCCCUGUUGAGAUUGAGUUCCCCCACCUCCACAAUGGAACCAUGAAUGAGACAUGCCUCUCAUGGGACGAGAGUGAAACUUCGUCUCUGCUCGGCUCUUGGUCUGCGCGUAGCUGCAGAGCUGUGCCCGUUCAUUCAUUCAGGACCAAAUGCGUGUGUGACAGCCUCUCCACCUUCGCCAUUUUAUCGCGCGUCAACUUCGACUCGAUCAUGGACAAGGCACUGCUCCCGUCCGUGACUCUCAUCGUUGGCUGUGGGGUCUCCUCGCUAACCCUGCUGCUUCUCAUCAUCAUCUAUGUCUCCGUCUGGAAGUACAUCCGCUCCGAGCGCUCCGUCAUCCUCAUCAACUUCUGCCUCUCCAUUAUCUGCUCCAAUGCUCUCAUCCUCGUUGGACAAACUCAGGCUCGCAACAAGGUGGUGUGCACUCUUGUUGCUGCUCUCCUGCACUUCUUUUUCCUCUCCUCUUUCUGCUGGGUGCUGACCGAAGCUUGGCAGUCGUACAUGGCUGUCACUGGUCGUCUCCGCAACCGCAUUAUCCGCAAGCGCUUCUUGUGCUUAGGAUGGGGCCUUCCUGCACUUGUGGUGGCUGUGGCUGUCGGUUUCACAAAAGCUAAAGGAUACGGCACUGUCAACUACUGCUGGCUGUCUCUUGAGGGCGGACUCCUCUACUCCUUUGUCGGCCCUGCUGCAGCUGUUGUUCUGGUGAAUAUGGUCAUUGGUAUUCUGGUCUUCAACAAGCUGGUAUCCAAGGACGGCAUCACUGACGUGAAACUGAAGGAGAGAGCCGGGGCGUCACUGUGGAGCUCCUGUGUGGUUCUGCCCCUCCUGGCCCUCACCUGGAUGUCCGCUGUCCUUGCCAUCACCGACCGCCGCUCCGCCCUCUUCCAGAUCCUCUUCGCAGUCUUCGACUCCUUGGAGGGCUUCAUCAUCGUCAUGGUUCACUGCAUCCUGCGCAGAGAGGUUCAAGAAGCCGUAAAGUGCAGAGUAGUGGACCGCAAAGAUGACGGCAACGGAGACUCUGGCAGCUCUCAUCACAAUGGCCACUCCCAGCAUAUGCCGUCUGAUAACGAGAAGGAUGGAGAUUCAAACAGACAAGGAAUGAAGAGCUCCUCUGAAGAGAAGAUGCCUCCUCCUCAGAUGCCUCUCCCGAUGGGCUCCAACUUCCACACCCUCCCAUCCAACCCCAAUAAGAGCCACAUGCAGGCCGUCCCCGAGUACUCCAGCCACACCCUGACCCUGAAGAGAGAGAAGAGCCGCCUUGCGAUAGGAGUCGACCCGUCCUGCGGGAAACCCGUGUACGUCUGCGAGGGCGAGCUCUUCCAGCAGCUGGACGCAGAUCUCGCUCGGGCUCAGGCUGAGUGCGGCCUCUCUGACGGCAGCGGCUAUGUCCUCAUGCCCAACACCACUUCCACCCUGAGGACCAAACCUAAGGAUGACCCUACAAAGUACAACAUCACCAUGGAGCAGCUGCCUCAGGCCCGGUUGAUGCACCUCAGCGGGCCCUUCGCAGAGCCCCAGGCUGCCUUUGGGAUGAAGUCCAUCCCCGCCGAUCAGGUCAGCGUGUCGUACUCUGAGAGAGACUCGCCCAUCCAGAACAUCCACAACAUGUCCAGCGAGUCUCACAUCACGCACAGCAGCCUGGAGAACACUUUCGAGUCCAUGAACUCCAUGAUGUCAAAGAGUGAGACCAUCUCCACUCUGUCCAUGAGCUCCCUGGAGAGACAGAAAUCUCGUUACGCUGAGUUGGACUUUGAGAAAAUAAUGCACACAAAGAAACGCCACCAGAACAUGUUCCAGGACCUGAACAGAAAGCUUCAUCACGCUGAGAAAGACAGAGAGUCUCCGGCGUCUGACAGCAAGUCUGUGAGAUGGAGUGUGUCAUCAGGAGGAAGUGACAAAACGAACCACAGUGACAAGCAGCAGGCACCGAUGGAGAGGCCGUGGGAGGGAGUCCGGGGGAUCCCGCAGUCGCCCCCUGCAUGGGUGCGGAAAGACCUGGAGCCCCUUGCUGCCUCACCUCUGGAGCUUCACUCUGUGGAGUGGGAGAAGACCAGCACCACCAUCCCUCUGGUGGGGCAGGACAUCAUUGACCUGCAGACGGAGGUCUGAGUGGGGAGGAGGGGGGCUCGAGAAGCCGCCUGAUUUCACCUUGGUCACCUUUUUUGGUUUAGGAAUGGGAUCCAGGAUGGAUAGAGUAGAAGAAAAAACCAAGAGAGUGAAGAAGUUGGUCCCAGAAUCAAUGUCUUCAAACCCUCAGCCAGAGCAAGAAGAGAGAUGGAGUAGGAGAUGAUGUGAAAGGGAUGAUUAAUGUAGCUUCUCUGUGUGGACUUAAAGCAUCUUGUGACUGAGUGCUGUGAAGGGCAAGGGUUAGUGGAGCGAUUAGUGGUUUCCAUGGACCAGGACUGGUAAAUGGUUCCAUUAAUGCUCCAUUGGAGUUUCCUGAACCCCCUCAGUUUGGGUUCAGAAGAUGUGGUCGACAUGUCUGUGCUUAUUUUUUUCCUUCAACUCAACUUUGGAGAAAAAUUAAAUAAUGAUGGUGCGUCCUCCCUGCUUCUCGGGAGGACCAAUCAGAACCUUUGGCUGCUCCUCUUCAAGCCAAGCUCACUUCCAAACUAAGACAAGGCAAAGGAGCAGAAAGGGGCCAGUUUCACACUUGGAGUCCAACACUCUGCAAUUUUUGCUUUUGUGCCGUGGGUUAUUUUAUUUUUUCUGCUUUCUGCUUCACACUUGGAACUGCUUCAAAAAGCCUUAAAAGAGACUCUUUGAUGAGAGAACACAUCUCCUUUCUGUGAGUGCAGGCUUUUUCACGCUGAUAGUUCUCACUGCUGUUAUCAAACCUGGUUAUUAUUAUUCCAGUAAUUAAUGCUAUUAUUGUCAUUUUGGAUUUAUUUUUACUUUCUGUUCCCCACAUGACUGUCAGGCACAAGAUAUAUUGAUUAUUUUGCAGUAAAAUUUUACAUUAGGCUCCAGAAAUGACUCAGUGCAUCUAUAAUGUGUUGCGAUGGACUGCAUCGGGACAAACACGCAGAGUGGUGAUGGAGGGGAUCGCUACGUAAAAUGUCCUGGUUACUCCUUGAUACCAAAACACCAGCACCAGGAAAAACACGAGACUCUUACACAGGAAGAGCAGUGCACUCUGGGUAAAACGCUGGGUUGGAAAAUGUGAAGAAAUGUGUGAUUCCUCUCAGCUGGCGCAAGAUGCAGGCUCUUCCAUGUUGUACAUGAGGAUUGGAGGGUUCAGCGAAACCUUUUAAUCAUCGCUCCUUAUGUUUUUGCUCAGCCUUGCAGGACUCUUGGACCGAUCGGAGGCUGCCUGGCGCCGCUGUGACUUCCAAUGCAGCGCCAGCUCCUCGAGAAUUCAACACAUUUGUGUUUUCAGCCAUCAGUGUGAAAUAGUGCAAUAUGAUGGGCGCUUGAUGCUCAAGCAAGACUGAUUUGAUUUUGGCAGUAUUUUUCUUACAAAUGUUUUCAAACUUUUGUACCAUCUUCCUCAUAUUUACAAAGCAGAAAGAUGUUUUAAGGGAAUAUUGUUCAACAAAUCUGUAUUAGUAAUUCAAGGAAUUUAUUCACUAGAGAUUUGUUAGCACAGGACUUCAUAUUUGGAGCUCUAAGUGACAGGUAGAUUAAUGUACUUCUAUAGAGCGCACAUUAUAUCGAAUGAAUGGUAUCUAAAGUCUGCUUCAGGAUAUUUGUGAUUACUCUUCGCUGUGUAGCGAGGCGUAUUCGAACCUCAUGUCUUCUGUAACAGUGUGUUUUUGAUAACCUUGUCAGUGACUCAGUAGUAUGUACUACCAGCCAAUCCCCACUUCCCUUCAGAAUCCUGCGUCUAGCCUGAUUCAGCCCUGGAGUUACUCGUGUCAGAGACCCAUUUGUAUUCUCUUGUCACAGCUUUGUUUUUAUUGUUCGGUUUUACCUCCUGUAAAUGUACAGUUUUCACAGCACAAAAUGAAUGUGACUAAUUUCUAAUAAAACACAUGUAUAUUACAUUAA